Molecule: messenger RNA, 534 nt
Organism: Penicillium canescens
Lineage: Eukaryota; Fungi; Ascomycota; Eurotiomycetes; Eurotiales; Aspergillaceae
Exons: 2
Coding region: 1-534 (177 amino acids)
Source: RefSeq, a predicted model, not a curated record
AUGCUGAAUCCCCGGGCGCGACACGAGCCUUCAGGCUCGGUCAGGCGCCCCUCCCGGACGGCCGGCCGCGGUGUCCGGCCGGGCCCACGGGUUCAUGAAGGGAGACCAGGGUGCGGUCUCGCCUUCAAUUCCCCGGGCGUCUGUUGUCUCAUCGAGGUUUGCGUCGCCAGACUCGACGGUGGACAAGGCCGCGAGUUGGGGGGAGGAGUGGGGAUUGGAGAAGUUGGAGGAGAAGGGGUCGGGUCCUCGGCGCCGGUCGUCUUUUCGACGUUGCCGGUGGAAACCGAGGACUCCGACGCGCGUUCGAGCUUGCCAUCUUUCUUCUUCUGGCUCUGCUUCGCGCGACGCACCUUCUCGUGCAACUUGCUAUGGCGGAUUCUCUUCCGCUGGGUGGACCAGCCAACGAAAGAGGGGGUGGAGGUGUCGACGGGGACCUCUUGGGAGAGGGUGUCAGCAGCCGUGGAUGGCUCAGAUGAGCCUGGGGCCAUGGCCCUGGUGUCGGAGCUAACAGGCGUAGCUAGCGCCUCGGCGUAG